Molecule: messenger RNA, 660 nt
Organism: Ogataea haglerorum
Lineage: Eukaryota; Fungi; Ascomycota; Pichiomycetes; Pichiales; Pichiaceae
Exons: 1
Coding region: 1-660 (219 amino acids)
Source: RefSeq, a predicted model, not a curated record
AUGACCAACUCGGUGCUCACCAAGGCGUCGAACGUGAUCAACGUGACGUACAUCCCGGGCGUGACGAUACGCAACGGCAGCGCCAAGCUCACAAGCAGCCGUGCAGGCGGGUCCUCCAACGGCAGCAACCGCGCGCUGAGCGUGUACUCGAAGGAGACGUACUUCAGCGACCUCGAGGCAGCCUCGAUCCACGGCGGCAACGUGGUCACCAGAGGCGGCGUGCCGCGGCUGGUGAACGUCGAGGAGGACGCGUACGACUACGAGCCGCCCAAGAGCCGGUUUGUGCUGGAGGAGACGAUCGAGGAGGGCGAGGACGAGGACGAGGACGAGCCACAGACGGACUCGCGGACCGGGACCUCUGGCGGCACAAAUGCCGGGUACGGCCCGCUGUUGCUGCGCAGCAACGACGACGUGCUCGGCAGCAGCGACGACUCGGACCUGGGCGACUCCGACGAGGAGAACAUCGAGUUUCUCACCACGCAGCACAGGAAAGAGCAGCAGCACCACGCGCGGCCCGGCGGCGACACUGUCUCGCUGGACAUUCCCCUGGAGACGCUGGGGCGGGCCGACAGCAGCGAGGUGAUCCUGGAGGUGGAUCUGGACGUGAAGGACAGCGGGUCAAAUCCGUUUGAGUCUCCUCUGGAUUUGCAGAAAAAGUAG